AUGGCGUGGCCCUGCAUCAGCCGCCUGUGCUGCCUGGCGCGGCGCUGGAACCAGCUGGACCGCUCCGACGUGGCUGUGCCGCUGACCCUGCACGGCUACUCGGACCUCGAGAACGAGGAGCCCGGCCCGGGCGGCGCCGCCUCGCGCAGGGGCCAGUCCCCGGCAGGCGACCGGGCCCCCGGCCGGGACGUGCCGCUCACUCAGUACCAGCGGGACUUCGGCGUGUGGACGGCGCCCGCGGUGCCCAGGGAUGCGCCUCAGGGGCGCGGGCCGGGGGCGGGCGGCCGCAGGGGCAAGCCCCCCGCGCCCGCUGCCCGUGGCGUCUACGUGCUGCCCGUCGGCGACGCGGACGCGGCCGCAGCAGCGACCACAUCGUACAGGCAAGAGUUCCAGGCUUGGACUGCAGUGAAACCCUCAAGAUCCACAAAGGCAAAACCAGCCAGAAUCAUCACUACCCACACAUCCGGAUGGGACAGCAGCCCUGGGGCCAGCUUCCAGGUCCCUGAGGUGAGGAAGAAGUUCACUCCUAACCCUUCAGCCAUCUUUCAGGCUUCGGCUCCCCGGAUUCUCAAUGUGUGA
Molecule: messenger RNA, 579 nt
Organism: Propithecus coquereli (Coquerel's sifaka)
Lineage: Eukaryota; Metazoa; Chordata; Mammalia; Primates; Indriidae
Gene: MAP6D1
Product: MAP6 domain containing 1
Exons: 3
Coding region: 1-579 (192 amino acids)
Biological process (GO): microtubule cytoskeleton organization; regulation of microtubule cytoskeleton organization; cytoskeleton-dependent intracellular transport
Cellular component (GO): Golgi-associated vesicle; cis-Golgi network; microtubule
Molecular function (GO): microtubule binding; calmodulin binding
Source: RefSeq, a predicted model, not a curated record